AUGAGCUUCGAUUCCUUGCCAUCAAAAAAUGAUAAGGAGUUGUUUAAACAUAUUUCUUGUUUUUUUGUUGGAAUAGAAAGAGAUUUUACUGAAACAAUAUUAGAGGCAUGUGAUAUAAACACAAGAUCUGGGAUCACAAAUCUCAUUGACAGAUGCCUUCUUAGUAUAGGAUGGAAUAAUGAAUUGAAGAUGCAUCAGUUGGUUCAAGAGAUGGGAAGAUUUGAAGUACGUCAAGAAUCACCUGACAAGCCAUGGAAGCGAAGUCGAAUAUGGUCUCAUAAGGAGUCAUUCAGAGUGUUGAAACAAAAAAAGGGUAAGGGAAAUCUUUUAGGCCUUACCUUUGACAUGCGGAUGCUUGAGAAGGAGAAGUUGUGUGCAUCAUUUGAGUUGAAAACAGAUGCAUUCAACAACAUGGAUAUGUUAAGGAUACUACAACUCAAUUAUGUGCAUAUGAAUGGGUCUUAUGAGAAUUUUCCAAUAGAAAUAAGAUGGAUGUGUAUGCAUGGUCUUGGUGAAUUUGACCAACUUCCAACACUUGAGAGGUUAAUAGUUAGAAAUUGCAUUGAUUUGGUUGAGAAUAGUGAUAUGGAUAUGUUGAAGAAUGUUAAAACAAUGUUGCUUGAUGGUUGUAGUCUUGGUGAAUCUCGAAUCCAGAAUAGGGAUACGGAUUCACUGGAAUUGUGCAUGGUUAACAACAUUGAUAUAAAUACAAGAACCACUUCCUCUUCCUUUGUGGGUGCUAUACCAAGUGAUAUGGAGUAG
Molecule: messenger RNA, 762 nt
Organism: Lactuca saligna
Lineage: Eukaryota; Viridiplantae; Streptophyta; Magnoliopsida; Asterales; Asteraceae
Source: the annotation of a GenBank genome assembly